AUGGACUCGUUCACGGAAGAAGCGAUUAGAGAAAAGCGUGAGAGAACAGUCUCUAAGAUAUCGCGCACUAAGCCGAAAAUUACAGAGAUCUUCGCAUCCAAGGUGCUCAGCAACGAUUGUGACAAGCUCCGGACUGAGGUGGUCAAUGUUUGCGGACAUAUUGAGCGUAAGGCAAACACCUGGGGCCUGUCGGGGUGUGAUCAGGGAGCGAACGCCGAUGAAGGGCACAUGUACGUGUAA
Penicillium paradoxum is the source of this 240-nucleotide messenger RNA. RefSeq lists its product as uncharacterized. The transcript has a single exon. Lineage: Eukaryota; Fungi; Ascomycota; Eurotiomycetes; Eurotiales; Aspergillaceae. The coding region runs from base 1 to 240 and encodes 79 amino acids. The record is from RefSeq and is a predicted model, not a curated record.